AUGCUAUUCCUAAUCCUGUUAGCUAUUCCCAUAGCCGCUUCUCAGCCCUCCAAAGAGCUGGAACACAUGUGUAUCUACAAAUUUGGCGGACGGAUCGUUCGCCCGGCCGAUUUUGAAUAUGACUCCAUGUUUGACGCAAAAACAAUUUGCGUUUCGGAUACUUCCGGCUGUAGCUCAAUCCGAGAAGGGAUAAACGAUCAUGCAGACGAAUAUACAGUGCAUUACAGUGAUGUGAAUGCUCUUUUAUCAUCGCAAAAGGCCCAGCUAAUAAACGUGACAACCGAUGACAAAAGAUGCAUCGUAGGUAAGCAUAUCUCAUCCUAUCAAAUAAACCAAUAAAAAUUCAAUCAUAUUUCCAGUUCACCGACCAAAAGUGCUGACUCUAUCCUCUAACGUCUAUCCCUACGACUUUCUUGGAACAACUGGCCUAGAUUACAACGCAAUUGAGCUUCAUGGAGGAGAUAUCCCAACGGCCUAUCGAAAUGUCGAAAAUUUAGUGCCUCUGUACGAGUAUUUCAGUUUCAAUCGAAGUGCAUACUAUGUUGACAGUAUUCCCACCCAAGACGAAAGCGAUGUCUUCAUUCGUAAGGAAGCCCUAAUAAUUUCGAAGAAAACCGUUUGAAUUUUCAGGAUUCCUCGGUUACAUUGUAUCGCCUUUCAAGCUGGAAGAGUUCAAACAAGACUGUCCCUAUCUGGAGCCUCUUUUCGUCAGAGUCGGAGUAAAUGGUCAGAAUUACUACGGAACAGCCAAGAAAGCCCUCGAACCUCUACUUAUCAAGAAACAUUUGCCAAAUGGAACUUUAGGAUACAUCAGCGAUGUCUACGCCUAUUGUGAGAGCAACUUGGUGCUUUCCCAAUACCGAAAAUUGACGUACUCAAGUGCUCAGUCAAUUACAACUGGAGACGAUCGUUUGGACAGGUGUGAUGUAAGCCGAAUUCCAUGGAAAUCAAAAUUUUUUGCCUUUUCAUUUCGAAACAACAAAACUACUACAUUUCAGAACGUCGAGCAUUACAUGGGCUAUGGAUUUGCCUCGCCAAAGUUCUGGGACAUCAAGUAUACUCUAACCGGCGAUCUCAACUAUCAAUCUCUCACUUUUGAACAAAUCAGGCGUCUUCUAGUUCCCAUCUAUGACAAUGACCAAAACGCUGUGGAAUCUUGCAGUAAGUCAUCAAAAUCAAACCAAACAAUAACCGAAUCACAGCUAGACGGGGGAAUAUCCUAAGCAAGGAGGAUGGAGAGGUCUUAUCAACUAUUUGCCCAUCUUUGAUUCCACUUCACUAUGGAUACGAUGCUUCCACACACGUCUACACCUAUAGAACCGAGCCGGGAACACUAAUUGACUCUGAGAUCAUUGGUUAUUGCGCUCGAGUCUUUGACGAUUGUUUUGCUACGGCCGCAUUGAAUGUGAAAAAUCGAGGAACAGGUAGGAAAUCGGUGCUACUUGGGAUUUCUUUAUUGACCAUUUUUACCGCAUAAAACCUCUAAAUUUCUCAAUUUCAGUCAGCGAAAGCUUCGGAAUCGGGCGAAGUGCAAAGGAUCCAGUCCUGUGCUAUGUCUGGUAACCAGGACACAUGGUUUUAUAAACCAAAAACUAUUUGUUUGCUAAUAAAAUCGCAUUUUCUUGUCCUAUUUCAAUUCAGCAAUCUCUGAAUUCUCUGAAUCCCGUUUUGCACGGUAUAUAUCUGAUUAUUAAUAUGUUGGAACCUUUCAGCUAUUUUUUACAGAUGCUAUCAGCUUUAUCAUUCCUUUUGGCUUUAUCUACGCUCUCAGCGGUCCGAUUAGAUAUUCGAACGCCUAAAACUUAUCUGAAAGAGGCGGAAAGCAAUUAUCUACCCUAUUUACAGGACGACUUUCUAGUCGAGCUUUUAGAAUUCAAAAAGUUCGGACAGCCUAAUGGAUUUUUUGUCGGAACCGAGCCCACAACCAAACUGGAUUCGAGAUUUUCUCGUGAGUCAUUCGACAUCCGUAUAUUUGACCAUAUUUUAGGCUCAAUCUCUCUGAUCGUUGGUACUUCCGGCUAUGAGGCUCUUCGGGGCUAUGUCUACGCAAAACACAAGCCUUCAGAGCUCUUACCACUUUACACUACCGGAGAGAACGGUGAGAAAUCAACUCAAAAAGCUUAUACUCCCUUCAGACGUUGGAAUUUUGUCCACAAACAAGUCGGAAGUCCAUCUCUCCUAUCUUUUGGGUUAUUGUAGCCCAAAACUUGGGUAUUUCGGUGCUACGGUUCCUCUUUUCGGAGAAUUUGAUGGUCCGCUGACGUUGAAUCCUCUCAGCGGAAGGGAUAACAACUGCCAAUAUAUCCGAAAAGCGCUGUGCUAUGGCUGGGCAAAGACAGCAAGGUAUCAUGUCAAGGUAAAGACAGUCAUUUACCAUCACAUUUUCUUCCGUUUUCCGAUCAAAAAUCGUUUCAAAACGUAAUUUAGGACCUUCUAACAGCCGAAGACACCAUGGAAACGCUGACUUAUUCCAAAUUGUCCAAUUCUUUUGUGCCCUUGAUGCCAACAAACCCCGACAGUGUCACCACUUGCGGUGAGUUUAUUAUUUUAUAUUGUAAUUGUCAUAUUCUCGCAAAUAUUGCAUCAUUUCUUGUAUUUCAGCACAAUUGGGAAGCACACUGAAUCAAGUCGAUGUUAAGAACGGGCUUGGCCGAAUUUGUGGCUCAUUGGUCCCAUUGUACAGUUUGAGGAAUAAAAAGUGGUGUAAGUUUGUUUAACCUUACUCAAUGGUUCUCGGCUGAGUUACAGCCGCCAAGAAGGUAGAAAAAGAUCAAAGUAAGCCGGAAUUUGACACCAAAAAGAACCUUGAUACUUUUUGCCAUCAACUUCGGGCUUAGUGGGGGACCUGAUCCAGUGGCAAAAAACGUAUCAUUUUGCAUCUAGGAACUAUCACAAAAUGUAGCAAAAUACCUCCAUCUCCAAGUGAAAAAACUCCAAUUUCAAGAACGCGCCAGAUCUUUUUGUGAGGGAAAGGGCGCGCUCUCAAAACGUAUUUCACUUGGAGAGGCAGGCAUUUUAAUACCUUUUUUGAUACAAUCCCGGAUGCAAAAUGAUACGUUUUUUGCCACAGCAUCAGGUCACUGUACUUUGAUCUUUUCUACCUUUUCGUCUGAGAUCGGAAAUUUUAUAGGGUACCGCACCUUCACCGUGAAGCCCGAUCCAGCUAUUCACACCAUCUUGGGUGACAAGUUGCAUAAUAUUGUUGGAUAUUGUGCCACCGUAAAGGGAGAUUGUUAUGCCAAUGCGGCGUUGUAUAUUAUUGGAGAAAAUCAGAGUAAGUCCGGGAAAAAACCCUCAAAAACUGGGAAUCGCAUCGGACUAUCCAUUUAUUUUAUUGAAAGUUAUACAUUAUUUUUAUUUUCAGAGAAGGAGCGUUUCGAAAUCGCUGAGAAAUCAACUGGAAAAUUCCUCUGCUAUGUUUGGUAA
Bursaphelenchus xylophilus (pine wood nematode) is the source of this 3426-nucleotide messenger RNA. Lineage: Eukaryota; Metazoa; Nematoda; Chromadorea; Rhabditida; Aphelenchoididae. The record is from the annotation of a GenBank genome assembly.